This is a messenger RNA of Vespula pensylvanica (western yellowjacket), 975 nucleotides long. Its product is annotated as HIG1 domain family member 1A, mitochondrial-like. Bases 174 to 455 code for a protein of 93 amino acids. NCBI's taxonomy places the organism in Eukaryota, Metazoa, Arthropoda, Insecta, Hymenoptera, Vespidae. Gene Ontology annotation, biological process: mitochondrial respirasome assembly. Gene Ontology annotation, cellular component: mitochondrion. The transcript has 3 exons. The record is from RefSeq and is a predicted model, not a curated record.
AAGAAAACUAUAAGAAGAGAUUUAGCUAGAUUUUAAACUACAUCGAACGAUUUUGUUCCAUUGGCAUUUAUUAUCACUUCGUUCACGUAAUUUAAUCUUCUAGUGAAAAUUACUUAAUUAUUUUUGAUUAUUAUUUGUUCCUUGACACAAUCGAGUUGAGAUAGAUAACCAAAAUGGAUUCGAAAGGAGAAAUAACGACGUACGAUGAAUCUUUAAGUGAUAGAAUGCUGAGUCAUGCCAGAAAAAAUCCUUUUUUGAUGGCUGGUUUUGCAACUUUGGUAGCAGCUUGUGCAGUAGGCGCUUAUAAAUUUAAACAACGAGGAAAAAUGCCGAUAUCUCUUUACCUCUUGCAAUUUCGAGUUCUGGCACAAAGUUCAGUAAUUGGUUGCAUAACUAUCGGAAUGGCUUAUCACAUGUUCAAUGAACAUGUUUUACAAAAAGGGAAAAAAGAAUGAUAAAAAUUGUUUAGAUAGAGUAUUUAUUUGUCAAGUUGCUAAUAUUGUACUAAAAAGUCGACAGAUAUUUCCCAUUUCUUACAGUUAGUCUGAAAUAGAUGAAACAAAAAGCUAAAUGUGAUACUACAAUAGUAUUAUCAUUAGAUUUUGAAUACUUUUGGCUGGUUCCAAUAAUGAUAUAAUAGAAAAAAUUAUAUUUUCUUGCACUUUUUCUUUCUUAUAGAUAUAAAUAUUUAUGCAAUAGGAAGAUAUUACAUUAAGUGUUUUAUUUAGAAAGAUCAUUAUAGUAAUAAUACUCUUAUGUAUGUAUUAUAUGUUUAAACAAAAUGUUUGUAAUAAUGAACAUGAUAUAUAUUAUUUACAUAAAGAUAAUUAUUUAUUUUAUGAUAAAAUUUACCAUAUUUCAUUAUUAUGAUUGAAUUUAAAUUUACAGCAUCUUAUGAUACUGUAAAAUUAACAAAGUAAAAAUUUAAUAAAUUAUUUGAUGUAAUAUUGGCAAAUAAAAAGAUUUUAUAAUGCA